CUCCACACACUGCUAUAGACUAGUUAUACACAGCAACGCUAUCCUUUCUUUAGCCAUGGCUCCCUCUCCAAGACUCAUUUCCUUUCUCUUCCUCCUAGCCAUUUUAUCGGUGCAAAUUCAUGCCAGAGAGAGCCAGUUCUUUAGCAAAGUCAGUGGCGCCACCACCACUCCCUCCACUACCACCAUCAGCAACAAUAACGCUCAAGAUAAAACACACCCCGGCAAAGAAGAAGAAGGGUUGAGCAAGCAAGAACAAGAUCCAGCCUUCAUCCCAGACAACCAAAAUGGUUAUGGUCUAUAUGGUCAAGAAUCCACCCAGUUCCCCACCACCACUAAACUAGCUAAUGCACCCUACACUACUACCACUUACCAGCCAUACAAGACCCAAACCCAAAACCAAGAAAGCUACACCAAUUAUCCAACUGACACAACCACCAACACAAACACCAACUACUACAACAACAAUGCUUACGAUCAGGAGCAGCAACAAAACUUUGGUGAAACAAGCCUUCAAGAAAGUGGAUACACCAACAUGGGGAACCAGAAAAACAACUACUACUACAAUGGUGCCAAUAGCUAUAGCAAUGAUGAGAAGCAAGGCAUGAGUGACACAAGGUACUUGGAAAAAGGGAAGUACUACUAUGACCUGCAGGGUGAGAACAGUAACUAUAACCCAAACCAGUACCAUCAGGACUCAAGAAACAACUACAAUACUAGAGGUUAUUACAACAACAACAACGAGAACUCCAAAUACGAGUACACUAACUCCAUGCAAAAGUACGACAACCAGGAUGAUUUCGAAGAGAGCAACGAAGAGCAGUAUGUGCCAUGAUUGUAAUCUUUAUGGUCAAGCGAUCGAGAGAGUGAGGGCUUUUCAAUUAUAGUGGGUGGUGUUAGAUAAUGUUGGAUUAUGUUUAGUGGGAGAGAUUAAACUACAUAAAUUUUAUGGUCUUCUUUGUGUUUUCAAUUACUUGUGAUCUUGUUUUACUCUUAUCAAUUGUCUUUCAUCCUUCCAAAAGUUUAGGUAUGAGAGCGAGCAUGGUUUUGUUAACUUUUUGUUACGAGCAAUAUCGAUCUAAUUAAGUGUAUAUUGUACUAUAUUAUAUUAU
Populus euphratica (Euphrates poplar) is the source of this 1109-nucleotide messenger RNA. Its product is annotated as protein E6-like. NCBI's taxonomy places the organism in Eukaryota, Viridiplantae, Streptophyta, Magnoliopsida, Malpighiales, Salicaceae. The transcript has a single exon. The coding region runs from base 56 to 832 and encodes 258 amino acids. The record is from RefSeq and is a predicted model, not a curated record.